UGAAGCGGAGGAGAGAGUCUCUUCAAUCUGCGAUCAGAGAGCAACACAUUCAGUCACACAAGCUCCCACCACUGGACUCAAGUACUGACCAAGUCUCCAUUCAUCUCUUUCAACGUCCCUCAAACAGCGCAAAACCGGGGGAAGUAAAUUAACAGUGUUUUUCCAUUUCCCUAUUUUAAGGAGUAAGGUUAACACCGAUUUUCGACGUCAAGGUGCAGAGCGGUGAUGUCACAGAACUGAGGACCAUCUCGUACAAUAUGGAGUUUGGAGAGAGGCUGGCCUCCCCGUCAUCAGCCCCGUCCUCCCUUCACGUGGCCUCCACUUCCGCCAGCUCCUCCCCUGCUCCACCCCAGACACCCUCCACCAAGUGCAGACCAGGCCUUAGCCCUGCUGGCAGCUCCCCUCUCACCACCUGUGGCCAUUUGCUCCAGAUAACAGGGGAUGAACGCUUAAAUAUGUCUGGCAGCUCCAAUGGUUUUCCUUUAGUCAGCCAUCCAGCUUUUGGGUUUUACACAUCAAGUUCGGGUCGAUCUGAGUUCGGAGGCCUAGGAAGUCUGGGUUUGUCUGCCUUGGCUGCUCACUCCCAGCUUGGUACAUUUCCAGACUGGUGGCGGCCAUCUGAAGCACAUACCAGGGGAGCAGCAGCCUUCUUCCCUCCUCUUCUGGGUCUGCAUCCUGUAUUUGCAUCAAACUUCAAGAGCAACGAUCCUGUUCACUUUCAGUCACGUACCCCGGUUUCUGUAGGCGUAAUUGGUUCUUCUCCUACUGGGAACUCUGCUGUGAACACCAGUUCAUUUCCAACAAAGGGAAACACAGAGAAAACUAAAGCAAACAGUAGUCGGUGUCAAAAGAGCAGCCAGGACCUGGGCCAGCUACACCAGAAGACUAUUCAGAAAACAAAAGAAAAGAAACCCAACAAAAGACCACUAGAGAUCUCCAGCAUGAGUGGCAGCCAAUCGGGCUCAUUGUCAGAUAGCUCCAGUGAUGGCGAGGAGAGCAGCAGUGAUCCUGAUGACAUGGAGGAGGAGGACAAUGAUGAAGAUGAGGAUGAUCAGAGCAAUGACAGUGAGGACUCUGAUUCAGAAAAAGACAGGAAUGUUAAGCGGCUGACACAGAACACUUCUGAGAGUAAAAAGAAGAGACCUUUCUCUGCUGAUGGAGAUACAACUCUAGACAGUCUUUGUGACAUUGCUCCGUUUACUUCCUCGUACCGCCUCCAGUCUUCUUCUCAUCCUACCGGUUUGCCACAGUCUGCAGCUCAUUUCCUCCAGAGCUCCAGGACUGCAGAGGAUGAAGGCCAGCAGCACAUCAGUGUCAUCCAGGCCACAGGGUCGGCAGCCGGCAACAGUCCCCGAGCACAGUCCCACAGGGAGGCCUCUCCCCUGCCCUCCAGGUCCUCACCCAACCCCAACCCCAGGUCCUUCUCCAGCUCGCCUAAACACUUACCUCCUUCCACCUCACCAAAGCACUUCUUUCAUUCGUCCUCACCAAAGCACAGCUCUGUCUCCUCCUCUCCCAAACCUCUUGCUCUCUGCUCCCCUUCGAAGCCCCUGUCUCUGUGCUCCUCACCCAAGCCCCUCUCCAGCUCUUCUUUGCCCAAACCACCAACGAACCUUCCGAAUGAGAGCUCAUUGCGCUUGAACUGUUUUAAAUUGAAACAGCCCCUUCAUUCCAAGGACUCUGCAAAAAAAGCUUUCUCCCUGCGACCUAAGAUCCACAACUGGAAUAAAAGUCACAAAAAUUCAGCACCCUCUUCAGCGCUGCCGACGCCGCAUAAACAUUCGUCAGAUACAUUGAGCAGUCGUUUAAGAUCUCUACCACACGGCAAUGACACCAAUCUGUUCCUGGAACACCACUCUAACGGAGGGAUCCAAGGUGCAGUUCAGGAUGCCCCGUUGGCCCUCAUCACUAAACCCCGCAGCCACAGCAGCACCCCCAGUAGCAAGCCCCUCCUGGCAGCCACCAGCCCUCCCUAUCCCAUGCCGAUCAACUUGAGCACUGGCAACAAGGAGAUGACGGGCAGCUCUGCGUCCCCACUUAAAUCUUCUGCCUCAUCAGGUCUCGCUCACAGACCAAGGAAGACUAAGACUCCCAAGUCUUUGAAGGCAGGAAAGAGCCUCCAUAAAACAAACUCACCCUGUCUACCUGUAGACUUGGUAAGAAGCAGCGAGUCUGAUAUCAACAGCAGCAAGGACUCAGAAGACUCUUUAGGAGAUGACGAUGAUGAAGACGAUAUUGAAGAUGAGGAUUCUGGCAGUAGCCUGUCAGAGUCGGAGAGCAAUCUGGAAAGUGACUCUGAUGGCUCUGAGGAUGAUAUGAAGGAGCGCGGUGAGACAGAAGCAGAUAGUGAUGCAGAAAGGACUCCUCUGAAACUCACUAAAGCGUCCUCCUCAAACCUCUCAGCCAACUGCUCCCUGCUCAACCUGCAGAUCAUCAAGCCUCCCAGUUUACCUGGCAGCCUACUCACCCCCACCACAGGGACCAGCUCAGGGGCACUGAGUAACCACAGCACCCUAUCGCCAUCCUUCACAUUUGCCACGCUGCCAGGAUCAGGGAAGAGGAGGAGAGUAACAGACGAGAGAGUUCUGCGGUUGCCUCUUGAGUUUGGGUGGCAAAGAGAGACCCGAAUCAGGACUGUGGCAGGUCGCCUACAAGGAGAGGUUGCUUACUUUGCUCCAUGUGGGAAGAAGCUACGUCAGUAUCCUGAUGUCAUGAAGUACUUACUCCGGAAUGGAAUAACUGAAAUCUCACGAGAUAACUUCAGUUUCAGUACAAAAAUUAAAGUUGGUGACUUCUAUGAAGCCAGAGAAGGACCAGAGGGUUUACAGUGGUUCUUGCUGGCAGAGGAGGAGAUUGCUCCUAGUAUCAUAGCAAUGGAUGGGAGGCGCAGCCGUUGCACAAAGUCUGAGCACCAGCUGAUAGGUGAUGGCUCUGGGACCAGACACUGGAAGUCUCCUCCUCUUAAUAUUGGUGAAAAUAACUUCCAAGAUGUCAGUGAUGCCAAGCUGCUACGCAAACUGGAGGCUCAAGAAAUAGCUCGUCAGGCUGCUCAGAUCAAAAUGAUGAGAAAACUUGAGAAGCAGGCCAUGGCGCAAGCAGCCAAGGAAGCAAAGAAGCAACAAGCGAUAAUGGCUGCAGAGGAAAGGCGGAAAAAGAGGGAGCAGAUGAAGAUUCUUAAACAGCAAGAGAAGAUCAAGCGCAUUCAGCAAAUUCGUAUGGAGAAAGAACUCCGUGCACAGCAAAUUCUCGAGGCAAAAAGAAAGAAGAAAGAAGAAGCAGCCAAUGCCAAAAUAAUGGAGACUGAGAAGCGAAACAAGGAGAAGGAGAUGCGAAGACUGCAAGCUGUCAUACUAAAGCACCAGGAGUUGGAGAGGCAUAGACUAGAUAUGGAAAGGGAAAGACGUAGGCAGCAUAUGAUGCUCAUGAAGGCUGUGGAGGCCCGUAAGAAGGCAGAGGAAAAAGAGCGUCUGAAGAAAGAGAAGAAGGAUGAGAAGCGGUUAAACAAGGAGAGGAAACUGGAGCUCAGAAGACUGGAACUGGAAAAGGCGAAGGAGCUGAAGAAGCCAAACGAAGACAUGUGUUUAGCAGAUCAUAAGCCACUGCCAGAGUUGUCCCGGAUCCCUGGUCUGGUCUUACAAGGAAGUACCUUCUCUGACUGCCUGAUGGUGCUGCAGUUUCUACGCAGCUUUGGGAAGGUCCUGAGGUUAGACAUAAAUCCAAACAUGCUCAGCCUAAGUGACCUUCAGGAGGGCUUGCUCAACAUUGGGGGCAGUAUGGGCAAGGUGCAGGACCUGCUGGUGAGCAUGCUCUCUGCAGCUGUGUGUGAUCCUGGUAUACCUACAGGUCACAAGAAUAAGACAGCCUUGGGUGACCACCUGACUAAUGUGGGGAUCAACCGGGACAAUGUGUCUGAGAUCCUGCAGAUCUACAUGGCGGGUCACUGUGAGCAGACAGAGCUGGCUGCUCUAGCCCUCAGCCUCAGGACCAAGGCCUUUCAGGCCCACAGCCCGUCACAGAAGGCCUCCAUGCUAGCAUUUCUGGUGAAUGAACUGUGCUGCAGCAAGGCUGUGAUCAGUGAGAUCGAUAAAAACAUAGAUCACAUGACCAACCUGAGGAAGGAUAAGUGGGUUGUCGAGGGAAAGCUUCGCAAACUGAGGAGCAUCCAUGCCAAGAAAACAGGGAAGAGAGACAGCAGUGUGGGGGGAGAGGACAACCACACCUUUGUCAUCCCCACUCCUAGAAACAAAUGCAAGAGGAAAGAAGGUGACAGCGAGGAGGAAGAGGAGGAGGACGACGACAGUGAAGACCAAGGAGAUGAGGACGAUGAAGAGGAGGAAGAAUCCGGGGGAAAGAAGGGGAAGAAAGCAGAGAUAUGUGAAGACGAGGACAACAGUGUACACUCGGCCAGUAUGGAGGAGCUGGAGAAACAGAUAGAGAAAACAUACAAGCAACAGUGUCAAAUCAGACGGAAGAUAUUUGACUCAUCUCACUCGCUGCGCUCCAUGGUGAUUGGCCAGGACCGCUACAAGAGACGUUACUGGGUCCUCCCGCAGUGUGGUGGCAUCUUUGUUGAAGGCAUGGAGAGUGGUGAAGGUUAUGAAGAGGUGGAGAAAGAGAAAACGAGACAGAGGGUUGCUCAGUUGAUCAGGGUAAAAGAAGAGCAGCUGGUAGAGACAAAGAAGCCGGUGGUCUCCAGCCCAGUACAGAGCACAGACGGUGAUACAUCCACACCAGAGAUCCAGCAGGACAAAGACAGCCUCAAUCUCUUCCUCCAGAAACCCGGGUCCUUCUCUAAGCUCAGCAAACUCCUUGAAGUGGCCAAAAUGGCUCAAGAUUCAGAUAUCAAUUCUCACAAGAGUCAUUCUGCUAGAGUCCCCACCACCACAUCUUAUCCCUCAUAUCCCACCUCUCAGACAGCCACUACCCAACAGGGACAGAUGGAUAAAACAGACACUUCAGUGCCAUCUCUGCUUAGCGCCCCCCCCCUCAAAAGCAGUCCCUGGAUAACCUGCAGCCCCCUGCCUAUCAUUCACGACGAGCAGCUCUCCAAGAUUCUGACUGAAAAGAGCAACCAGUGGUUUAGCCUCUUGCCUCGCUCUCCUUGUGACGAGUCCUCGGUCACCUCUGGCUCCAGCCCUCCAGCCGCCUCCUCUCCUCUACAGACCAUCUGCACCAAAUCCCCCUCCUCCCUCUCCCCUAAUCCCCUAGCCACAGUCAGCUCCGGUACUCCUGCUGGGAUCAAUAACAUGCAGUCGUCUGUCCUUCAGCAAGUAAAGUGUGGCAUUCAUCAAAGCAGACUGACGCUGUGUGACAUGUCCAGUGCAGCGAUAAGUCCCAGCCUGCCAUUCUGUGGUACUUUUCUACCCCCCAUACUGGAUCUGGCCUCCCAGCAUGCAGAGGGUAAUGGCAGCAGGGUCUUCUUCCUGGCAAAUAACAACUCUGUCAACAAGAGUGAGACCCCAGAACCCCUGAGUGACAAGCCUGCUUGUGCCUCAUUCCCCGCUGUGGAGGUGGCUAAGACCCAGGACUACCCUAGUCCUCAGCCUAUCCCUGAGGACAUGCUGUGUGGCUGGUGGAGGGUGUCAGACAUGGAGGAACUGCACAGUCUGGUCAAGGCCCUCCAUAGCCGAGGCACCAGAGAGAAGGUCUUGCAAAAACAGCUCCAAAAAUAUAUGGAAUAUAUGACCCAGCUCUGCGCCAACAGCAAAGAUGUGAUUGAUGUGGCAGAGCUGGAGAAGCAGGAGGUGAGUGAGGAGACAGUAGAGAGUUGGUGUGUUGAGGAGCAGGCCAUGGAGGUGGACAUCAGCCUGCUGCAGCAGGUAGAGGGUCUGGAGAGGAAAGUCAUGUCUGCCGGCCUGCAAGUCAAGGGCUGGAUGCAUCCCGAGCCCCAGUCAGAGAGGGAGGAUCUGGUCUAUCAUGAGCACAAGCUCUUCUCUUCCCCUGUUCCACAGAAGAAGGGACAGAGAGAAACCAGCCAGGAGGAAGUUCCUGGCACCGUGGUGCGUCGGACCAACAAUCCGCUUGAUAUAGCGGUCACCAGGCUGGCAGAGCUGGAGAGGAACAUCGAGCGAAGCAGCGAGGAAGAGGUGGCUCCAGGGAUGAGGUUGUGGCGUAAAGCCCUCUGUGAAGUCCGCAGCUCAGCUCAGUUGUCACUCUGCAUUCAGCAGCUGCAGAAAUCCAUUGCCUGGGAACGAUCAAUCAUGAAAGUGCACUGCCAGCUCUGUCAAAAGGGAGAUAAUGAAGAACUGCUUUUACUCUGUGAUGGCUGUGACAAAGGCUGCCACACAUACUGCCAUAAACCGAAGAUCACUACAGUACCUGACGGCGACUGGUUUUGUCCUACUUGUGUAGCGAAGUCUUCUGUGCGUUCUGUCAUUCAGGAAAGUGGUCAACUCCCGCGGAGCAGGAAGCAACAGAGCCGAACAGCUGGAGGAGGGAAGAAAGGCAGUGAGGUAAAACGAAAUGGUAAGCCAUCUGCGGUAGGAGAGCUCAUCAAAGAGGAGGCUUCCGGCAGCAACAGCGUGCCAAAGAAAGGUACCAAGGAGUUCAAGAAGAGGAAAGGAGACGACAGCCCGCCCGGCUCCCAGUCCAGGCAUGACAGCCCUGUCCCCUGUGCAAAGAAAGCCAAAACGGCCAAAGACAACAGCAUAAAUGGGCUGGCGAUGUGCCGACUGCUGCUGGCUGAGCUGGAGGCCCAUCAGGACGCUUGGCCCUUCCUCACACCGGUCAACCAGAAAGCAGUCCCUGGAUACAGGAAGGUCAUCAAGAAGCCCAUGGACUUUUCCACCAUCAGAGAAAAGCUCACCAACAACCAGUACUUGAAUUUGGAGACUUUCAUCGUUGACGUGAACCUGGUUUUUGAGAACUGUGAAAAAUUUAAUGAAGAUGAUUCUGAAAUUGGACGGGCCGGCCACAGCAUGAGGAGAUAUUUUGACAAACGAUGGACUGAACUGCUGGAAUAAAAACAUUCCAGCGUGGGCUGUCCACGCUACUCUCUACAUAUCAAACUCCAUCUUUAGCAUUGGAGUCCUUCUCUUUACCUGUGACACUAAAUCAGUACAAAGUUAUAAUAAGACUGAUGUGCAAUGUGAAAUGACAAAUUCUCCUGCUGAGAAAAGACGCUUUAAUAUCUUAAAGUGCAAUACUGUUUUCUUUAUGAAAGUGCACUGACCCCUGGUCUCAAUGUUGUAUUUGGGAAACAGAGAUUUCCACCAUAGGUAGGUCAUUCAUUGGCUUUUUUUUGUAUCAUCAGUACUUUAGCUUUGUGUAUUUAUUUUCAAGUAUUUAUGUUACAGUCAGUCUUUUCUAAGAAAAAGCAGGAAAUGGCACACAGCUUUAAAAAAAAUCUAAAUAUUGUUUUACGGACUAUUAAACAAGCCAAUCAAAAAGAAAUAUUGUUUACAGUUUUUUUGACUGCCAGCAGUACUACUGUUCAUCUACGUUUGAGUUUUUUGUGUGAAAUACAAGGAAUUAUCACUGUCACUAUUUGCUUAUUUCUAACCUGUACAGAGUGUACAGUACACACAGUACAGUAAAAAAUAUUGUUAAUGCAUAAGGAUGAUUGUAGCACUCCAAAUGUCUUAUACUGUGCUAUGCUGAAUAUCCACAAAAAAACUGGUCUCAGUAUUGUAGUGCCUGACCUCUGACCUCUAAACAGUGUAUGGAAGUGUGUUUUUUUGUGUGUGUGUGUGUGUGUCCUGCACAAUAUACCGUAGGAAACCCUUACACAAAAUGUUUAAACUGUUUAGAGCUUUUCCUCUGAAAAGAAUUGAUGUGGUGCAUAUAGUGUGUUUUCAUCUCCAAGCAUUUCCUUCAGCCAGAGUCUGGGGCUUGAUCCCACUGGGAGUCAAGACAGUGUCACGGUCCACUGGAUACAUCUCAAGACCGAACACUUGAAGUUUAACUGUAUUUUAUUAUAAAUAUUGUGAAAUGAG
Molecule: messenger RNA, 7934 nt
Organism: Micropterus dolomieu (smallmouth bass)
Lineage: Eukaryota; Metazoa; Chordata; Actinopteri; Centrarchiformes; Centrarchidae
Product: bromodomain adjacent to zinc finger domain protein 2B-like
Exons: 38
Coding region: 258-6962 (2234 amino acids)
Molecular function (GO): protein binding; DNA binding
Source: RefSeq, a predicted model, not a curated record